AUGGCCAACGCACACAUCCCGCACCCCGAGCUGCCACAGCCGGCGCAUCUGGACCGCGACUCAGCCCUGGGCCGGAAAUUCGGGCGCGAGGUCACGAAUUACUUCGGCGGCUCACCACUAAACCGCCUUUCAUUCCUGCGCGAAGACUACACCUUCCUGGAGUCCGCCUUCUCACACGCCAGCACGCGCUUCAUCCUCUUCAAGACGCUGUCCCCGCUGAUCAAAUCGCCCACGGAGCUAUACUACGCCACCUACGCCGAGAUCCAAUCACUCGUCCCGCUCAACCCAUUCGGAAAGACGGAGAAGCAACAGGUCGAGGACUUCGAUUCGCGCAUAGAGACUCCGCAGGUCGUGUUUCUAGGCAUCGAUGAGAAGGUCACUGGCGGAGGGGACGACGGCAAAGCGUUCCAUUACAAGAAUUUCACGGGCGCGCCGCAUUUCGCCAUCGAUAUCACGCCGAAAAAGACGUUUGAAAAGGAGGCGCUGGAGCUGACGGAAAGGUUUAUGGGCGAUGGACUGAAAUUCAGUGAGGGGAUGCGCGCCAUGAGCUUUCCCGCUGAUGUUGCGGCCGAGUACGCCCAAGGAAGACACUAUCUGGACUGGAACUACCGCAACACAUUCUGCGGGACAUGCGGGCACAAGACCCUCUCUGUGCAUGCGGGUAGUAAACGGGUGUGCCCGCCGAAAGACCAAGCCGAAACGCCAGUUGAACGAGAGGCCUGCUCCACCCGCACCACUCUAUCUAACCUGACAUUCCCUCGAACCGACCCGACCAUCAUCGUCGCAGUCCUCAGCCACGACAGCAAGAGACUCCUCCUCGGGCGCCAGAAGCGGUGGCCUCCUUAUUGGUUCUCGACGCUGGCAGGAUUCAUCGAGCCAGCCGAGAGCGUUGAAGAUGCCGUGCGGCGGGAAGUCUGGGAGGAGAGUGGUGUCGUUCUGUCCCGGGUGCUCGUCCAUUCCACGCAGCCGUGGCCGUACCCAGCGAAUCUGAUGAUCGGCGCGAUCGCCCAAGCCGCUAGUCCCGAGGACGAAGUCAUUAAACUCGAAUAUGACCCGGAACUCGAGCUUGCGAAAUGGUUCACUUUGGAGGAGAUCCAGGAGGCCUUGAAAUAUGGAACCAGCGGGCUUGGAGAUCCGGCUCCGGCUGGGUACAAGGAGGGCAACCUAAGACUGCCUCCGCCAACUGCCAUUGCCAAUCAGCUGAUCACUGCCGUUGUGAAAGGCGGCUUUUUAGAGGGCGUCACACCCAUCACAGGCAAUGGUAAACUAUGA
Messenger RNA from Exophiala aquamarina CBS 119918, 1272 nucleotides. RefSeq lists its product as uncharacterized. The record is from RefSeq and is a predicted model, not a curated record. Lineage: Eukaryota; Fungi; Ascomycota; Eurotiomycetes; Chaetothyriales; Herpotrichiellaceae. Gene Ontology annotation, biological process: NADP+ catabolic process; NAD+ catabolic process. Gene Ontology annotation, molecular function: NADH pyrophosphatase activity; metal ion binding. The transcript has 3 exons. The coding region runs from base 1 to 1272 and encodes 423 amino acids. Gene Ontology annotation, cellular component: cytosol.